AUGUCUACCUAUAUCCUGGGUGUAGACGUGGGCACCACUUCGGUAAAAGCCGUGUUAUUAGAAAGUGGCUCCAGAGCGGUGGCUGCGAGUCACACUUUGCCAACUACGUCUGAUAUAAUCGACAAUAGCGGGAUAAAGGCGAAAGAGCAGAAUACUGGCCGGAUCAUAGACACUCUGAACCGGUGCAUCCGCCUGCUGCCCAGAGACAAACUGCAGCAUGUCGGCAGCAUUGGGCUUUCUGGACAGAUGCACGGGGUUUUAUUCUGGAAAGCAAAGAGCGGUUGUGAUUGGUCCAACAGGGACUUCUUCACAGCCAGGGACACCAGUCAGCUGAUCACCUGGCAGGAUGGGCGAUGCAGCAGUAACUUCCUGUCCUCUCUUCCAAAACCACACUCACAUCUCAGCUUAGCUGCGGGUUUUGGCUGUACAACAAUCUUCUGGUGCAUGAAACACAGGCCCGAGUUCCUCAAGGACUUCACAGUUGCAGGUACCAUCCAGGACUAUGUGGUGUCCAUGCUGUGUGGUUUGGACCGGUGUGUGAUGACGCCUCAGAAUGCAGCCAGCUGGGGCUUCUUCAACACUUCCUCCAACCAGUGGAAUAUAGACAUUCUGAAGGGUGCCGGCUUCCCUUUGCACCUGCUUCCUCGGUGUGUGCCAUCUGGAGGCUUGGCGGGACAGACGUGCUCUAAGUGGCAUGGCAUCCCUGCUGGUACGCCAGUAGGUGCCGCCCUGGGAGACUUCCAGUGCUCUGUCUACUCCUGCAUGACUGCGCGGACAGAUGCAGUUCUUAACAUAAGCACCUCAGCCCAGCUGACCUUCGCCAUGCCAGCUGACUUCAAACCUUCAGAUUCUCCCGAACCUGCCUCCUCCAUCUCCUACUUUCCCUACUUUGACGACUCGUACUUGGCGGUGGCAGCUUCACUCAACGGAGGGAAUGUACUGGCUACUUUCGUGGAGAUGCUCACUGCCUGGAUGAAGGAGCUUGGUGCGGAGCUGAGUGAUUCGUGCUUAUAUGAGAAGCUGAUUCAUUGUGCCCUGAAUCAGGAAACGAGCGACCUGAGGGUGAGUCCUACCAUCCUGGGAGAGAGACACAACCCUCUCUGCCUGGGUCAAGUGACCAACAUCUCCGCUACCAAUCUCUCUCUGGGCCAUUUGACCAGGGCACUGUGCCGCGGAGUCCUGGACAACAUCACCUCCAUGAUGCCUGCCGAGCAUCUGCAGCAGGCGGGGGUCAGCAGGAUUGUGGGCAGUGGGAGCGCCAUCGCCCGCAAUGAGGUGCUAAGGCAGGAGGUGGAGAAGGCAUUUCCUCAGCCGGUGGUAUACGGACAAAACGCGGACUCUGCUGUCGGUGUGGCCAUGGUCCUCUGUGACCUACUUUGAAUGAGAGUUGUGAUCCACAGGGGAAUCCCUGUCUGUUUAUGAUUAAUUUAGAGUUUUGCAUACUCCUGAGAACCCAAUCGAAUGGUAUCGCUUUGCUUAAAAAAAAAAAAAAAAAAAAAAAAAAAAGAACAAUCAGACAAACUGCUACAUGCUAAAUGCUACAACAUAUUUUGCUCUGUGAAAGUAAAAGCUGUGUUUGCCAGGACAGGAGUCAAAAACCUUACAUAUGCUGUGACUCUCUAUGUGCAGUGAGGUUUUGAAACUUUUUGGAACAAAAGAUUGCAGCUAUCAAAUGACUCAAACUAACUGAGUGCAGCUACAAAUCCCCCUUCAAAUAUUUAAUUUCACUAUGAUGGAACAGCUAUUAGCAAUAGCCGGGUGUUUCUGGGUGUAUUUUGUUGUUCUGUAUUUUUUGAGAUAACAUGAUGCCGCAAUAGAGUUUUAUAGCAUAAAAUAUUUCAGCAGUUUCAAAUGAUCAGUGGUAAAUUUAGUUGACGUCAGUCCUUAGAAUCAAAGAGCGAGAGCUUUUUCCUAGAGCUGCUAUUCUGCAAAGAUCGUCAUCAUUCAUUAGAAAAAAAUCUACUGUUGAAGAGCUGAUUUCUCCUCUGGCAGCAACCUCAUUAGAGCAGUGUACAGUGCAACAACAACAUUAGCAGUGAAAGACCCACAUUCUGCUAUCACUUAGCUUUACAGUUGGUUUCUGCACCAACACAGAUGUAGUAAGAGUUGAAUGCAACAAGUUCUUGCUCAUUCCCUGCAUGUUGCUGAGCAGCAUAUAAAAUCCAUGAAGUGGAUAGAAAUCACAGCACUGCUGGAGUACUUGGAAGAUCCACAGAUUUAUGAUCCAUAACAGAAUCUCCGUAUUUGGGGGUUGGACUGCUUCUUCAAAUAAAACCAUAGUUACUGCAUGGUUUAUCAGCGAGGCCAGUGAGAUGAGGUGUAGCAACUAUUAACAUUCAAGCAGAAAAAAGGCUGUGAAGGAAAUGCCUUUUCCUUUGGUAUUAUUCAUGGUUUCCAUGUCGUUGCAUUAAAGGAGGUUUCUUCUGAUCUCAGCUCUCUCCUCAUGUCACCUCUACAGUCUGGAGCUGCUUAAGGGGUCGAAUCCAUAGGUUGCUAGAGACCUUGGUGUGUGUGAGACUUUGUAUCUGAUGGAUUUGUUGUAGUGUUCACGUGUACAGGGGCCUGUAUCACAAAGCAAGUCCAACUUUCUCUUAGGCUCGGUAAAGCCAGGUAGCCAUAACGUUGGUGAUCCUGGAUAACCAGCAUCAUGAAGCUGGUUAUCAACUGGCUCAGUUAACUCUGGGUUUUCCAAUCCAGCUUUUGGGCACAUUCAUGUGAAAGAGGCAGAGUUUUUAGUUACAAGCCAAUCACAUGCAGCAUCUUGAGAACCAUGACUAGAGUAUUUGAGAUAUAAAAUGAUGACACCUGGGGGGGAAAUAAGGUUAUUGUAUUAUAUCCAAUAAAUUCACACAACUAGAAUUGCAUAAGAAGCUAUAGAAACAGUAGGAAUAAUAUCCAAAUAGUAAAAGUAAGGCAAAGGCUACAAAUAAGUGUGGGAAUGGUAAAUGGGUCUUUUCAAAUGCCUUUUCUUUUUAAAUAAAAUAUGUUCAGUAGAGUGAGUUUGUAGUGACAUUUGAAUAGUGAUACACUUAAAAACUGUUAAAGUACAGUUUCUGCUGCCAAAGCAUUUAGGAAAAGUACAGAUAGUCUGUGCAAAAAAAGGCCUGAGGUAAAGAAAACAAUGCAUUAUAAGUUGAAUCUGAACAAAAUGUUGCAUUUAUAAUUUACUGAGCUUAUUAAGUGUUUUUUUUUGUUUUGUUUUUUUUUUAAAUAAUAAAAGGGUCAUUGAGUAUACUUUGAACAUCCACGUAUAAUCUACUUGAGUCUAAAAAGAUGUAAUACUCCAAAGUCACCACAUUAUCCUGAGCUGCCGUGAUGGAGUAAGACACUGACACUGUCAGGGCUCCUGUGGGGAAUGAAAAAGUUACUUAGGGCAUUUAAUAUGCAUCUCUAAUCACUAUUUGUGUUUGUUAGAAGCCUUGUUUUAAUACCAGAGUGGGUACAUCUGACAUAAAUAGCAUGGAAAGCAAAGUGAUGCUUCAGAUGUAUAAAAAUGUCACUAUCUUCAUCACUUGUUGCUUUAUAGUAAACUCUGUACUUUUGUCCAUGUCGGGAUCCUGCAGGAUUGAAGUUAACCUGCUUCGGAGCAGGUUAGCCGUGCAGUAUAAGUUACCAUGGUAAUCUGCCUUGGUUAAAAGUGAACCAGUGUCAUGAUACCAGAAAACCAGAGAUAAGCCCAAAGAGAGCCAUCUAACACACUGAUCUUGCGUUGUGGUACAGGCCCCAGGUCAGCACAUUUAUCCAGGAAGGGUUUAGUGAAUAUGAGUUAAUUCACUGCUCAGUUUAUCCCAGCAGAUCUAUAGCGUCAAACAUUCUGCUUUUAUUUUCUUUAAAUUGUAUGCUCCCGUUGUCCCUGUUUUAGGAGAGAGAGGUCUAAGUAGAGGUGAAAUUAAAUUUUUUUUUGUGUUUUAUCAGGGUUUAAUUUAUAUCUGACUACUGCUCUUUCUUUUCCUUCUCUUGAUUUUAAGUCUUAAUCUUCCAUUUAGAAUUUCUGCGACUCACAGAGUGGGUAGAUGUCCUUGAUUUGUGUCCGUUUUUUAAUGUUCAUUUUGCUUUAAGUGCUUGUCAAUUUUGUUUAAAAGAUGAUCUUAAUUUUAUCAGCCGUUGUAGUGUCUUCCCUCUGCUGGUGCUUCUUGUCAUGACUGGAUGCUUGUUUCAUGAUCCAGUGUAGUAAGAAUCGAGGAGAUCAAAGAAACAGUAAGUUAGAGAGAUGUAUUUGGUUUGAACUGUCCAGAUAGGCAACUCAGUGCUGAUAUUUACAAAAAAAUAAGUUGUAUGUAUGAAAAUGUAAUUACUUUCAUAUCUUCCAGAUUUUGCAUCACAUGAGGGUCUAUGCAGAUCAUGGCAAACCAGCAUUUCACAUGGAAUAUUUCUAGCAGCAAUGCUGUUGAUGGCUUCAUGAUUUUCUAUAAAAAUGAGCAAAUACAUUAAUGCUUCUACCAGUAAAUACAGUUGUGACAUCAUCAGUGUUGUUAGUAUUGCUAGUCAUGCAUUAUUGUUGAAAUGACUACAGUUGUAUGCAGUUAUUUUGCUCUCAAUGGGCCAAUAAAUAGUUCACACCUGAUGUGAUGUGAUUAUGGUACAAAUAAAACAGUCUUAAAAAUUCA
This is a messenger RNA of Siniperca chuatsi (mandarin fish), 4607 nucleotides long. It is a transcript of the gene shpk, whose product is annotated as sedoheptulokinase. Gene Ontology annotation, biological process: carbohydrate metabolic process; cellular response to lipopolysaccharide. Gene Ontology annotation, molecular function: sedoheptulokinase activity. The record is from RefSeq and is a predicted model, not a curated record. Gene Ontology annotation, cellular component: cytosol. Bases 1 to 1380 code for a protein of 459 amino acids. The transcript has 7 exons. NCBI's taxonomy places the organism in Eukaryota, Metazoa, Chordata, Actinopteri, Centrarchiformes, Sinipercidae.